Molecule: messenger RNA, 1578 nt
Organism: Saxophila tyrrhenica
Lineage: Eukaryota; Fungi; Ascomycota; Dothideomycetes; Mycosphaerellales; Extremaceae
Gene: URC1
Product: putative GTP cyclohydrolase
Exons: 2
Coding region: 1-1578 (525 amino acids)
Biological process (GO): riboflavin biosynthetic process
Molecular function (GO): GTP cyclohydrolase II activity
Source: RefSeq, a predicted model, not a curated record
AUGGAGCCUUCCGAUGAUUCAGGACUCAACGCUAAGCUGGACGCCAUUAUCGCCUCUAUCAACACUCUUCGCCUAGAGCAAGCUCAACUGGCCUCCGUGGUAGACGCAACGAACGGCCGUGUCAACGCACUGCAAGGAGUCCAGCAAGCCCAGAAUGGUAUCACCCAAGACGUAUCUCAGCCAGGCUGGAGGAACGCUCCCCAAAGUCCCCAGCUCGAUCCACACGGCCAUCCCUCGCGAGACAACAUCAGCUCGAUAGACGGAUAUGGAAGGGACACCACGUUGUCAAACUCUCCGCCACCGCCUCGUAAAGGCAGCACGACCACUUCAAAGAUCAUCCUGACCUCCUACCCAGGCCAAGCUGGCGUCGAUCCGCUACAAAUGUCCUGGGGUGAAAGUGAACCCCAGAAACGAGGUCCAGUUGUGGCCUCACGCAACCCAUCUACCAUCAAGCGAAGAAACGCAAUUGGAGCACACGGAGGAUCCUACUCCAUCUACUACGCUCUUGCCGUUGCGUCGCAUCAGCUCGACACAGACCAUAAGCCUGACUUCACGAACACCGAGCCCGCGGCCAACAUUGGCCCUUUCAAGGCGUGGGGCGACCCGAAGAAGAUCGUAGCAAUGGACCCAUACGGCCAUCUUGCUCCCUGGCUCUUCAAAGACCUUAUCACCAACGAAGGCGUCGACAUUCGCCCCACCAUCGCCAUCACCAGAGCACACAUGAAAAUCCCCGAGCUCGAAGAGAGCGUACGCAAAGGUCGUCUCGUUCCGGACGGCAAGAUCUGCCUCAACGCCACUGGCGAGCUCAACGUGACGAAGUUCGCGGUGGAACCAACGUGGUAUCUACCUGGCGUGGCAGCACGGUUCGGCAUCAGCGAGGGUGAGCUGCGUCGCUCGCUCUUCGAGAACACCGGCGGCAGCUACCCCGAGCUCAUUACGCGCAACGACAUCAAACUCUUCUUGCCGCCUAUAGGAGGGUUGACUGUUUACUGCUUCGGCGACCCGGCGAAGAUGAGUGAUCCGAACGUCAAGCUCGCACUGCGGGUUCAUGACGAGUGCAACGGCAGCGAUGUCUUCGGCUCAGACAUCUGCACCUGUCGCCCGUACCUGAUCUUUGGCAUCGAAGAAGCCGUCAAGGAGGCCCAGCAGGGUGGCAGCGGCGUUGUCAUUUACUUCCGCAAGGAAGGACGAGCGCUUGGUGAAGUGACGAAGUAUCUGGUCUACAAUGCACGGAAGCGUAGUUCGGACAAGGCGAGCGAAUACUUUCAGCGGACGGAGAACAUUGCCGGCGUCAAAGACAUGAGGUUCCAAGCCUUAAUGCCGGAUAUCUUGCACUGGCUCGGCAUUCAGAAGAUCGAUCGCAUGCUCAGCAUGUCCAACAUGAAGCAUGAUGCUAUUGUCGAGCAAGGCAUACCAAUCGUGGAGAGGGUGCCUAUUCCGGACGAAAUGAUACCAGAAGAUAGCCGCGUCGAGAUCGAUGCGAAGAUUCACGCCGGCUACUUCACCAUGGGGAAGACCAUGACAAUGGAAGAGCUGGGGAAUGUACAUGGUCGAGCUUGGGACGAUGUUGAUCAUUGA